Molecule: messenger RNA, 3130 nt
Organism: Polyodon spathula (Mississippi paddlefish)
Lineage: Eukaryota; Metazoa; Chordata; Actinopteri; Acipenseriformes; Polyodontidae
Gene: c7b
Product: complement component 7b
Exons: 18
Coding region: 153-2657 (834 amino acids)
Biological process (GO): immune response
Cellular component (GO): membrane attack complex
Molecular function (GO): protein binding
Source: RefSeq, a predicted model, not a curated record
GUUACAGAACUUUGUGAAAGUGAAACAAUACACAGUGUGGUGCAUGUGCUAUCAAGGGUUGACGAGCUUGUGCAAUAAAUGUCAGCGAGCGGCAGGCGCCCUCUCCAGACCCUUCAGAAGGUGCUGCAGUGACUCAGAGCCGUUUCUUCACAAUGAAGGUAGUGGUGACAUUAGUUCUGUAUGGCCUUGCUGGACAUCUUCAUCUUAUUUGUGAAGUUGGCUGUGUAAGUCCUGUGAAUUGCCAGUGGUCUUCAUACAGGGACUGGUCAGAAUGUGAUGGCUGCACAAAGACUCAGACACGUAGCCGCACAGUGUUAAAUUAUGGGCAAUAUGGAGGAAGACCAUGUUCUGGUGAGCCAGUUGAGAGAAGGGCUUGUGUGCCCACAAGAGGGUGUCCAAUAGAAGAUGGCUGUGGAGACAGGUUCAGGUGUUCCUCAGGCCAAUGCAUCAGCCGGUCACUGGUGUGCAAUGGGGACCAGGACUGUGAAGAAGAUGGUUCUGAUGAGCAAAGAUGUGAGGAAAUGAUGAAGUGUGAGGAAGAUAAAAUCCCUCCAAAUGCUGAACUCACUGGUGCAGGAUUUGACAUUCUAAAGGGUAAGGUCAGGAACAAUGUCAUUAACACAAAAAGCUUUGGUGGACAGUGCCGGAUAGUGUUCAGUGGGGACCACAGAUAUUACUACAGACUGACACAGUCUCUCCAGAAAUACACAUUCCAGGUAAAAAUCAAGAAUGAUUUCAGCUACGAGUUUUACAACAGCACUUGGUCCUAUAACAAGCAAACAGAAGACAUCAAGAAGUCAAGCCACGAUGGCAGUUUUCACCACCAUAGUGAUAUUGCAUCGAACAAUGAGAAGAGCCAUCAGUUGAUGAUUAUCAGGAAUGAGGUGGAGGUUGCGCAGUUCAUGAACAGCCCACCUGAGUUCCUGACCCUCUCGGAAAUCUUUUGGAAGGACCUGUCUCUCCUCCCAGUUACUUAUGAAUACAGUGCCUACCGCAAACUCAUUGAGAGCUAUGGAACUCACUUCAUAAAGGAGGGCUCUCUGGGUGGGCUGUAUAAACAUGUGUUUUAUAUGGAUCCUGAGAAGAUGAAUCAGAAAGGUAUUUCCAAGACCGAUGCUGAGAAAUGUACAUCUUUCAGCGUUAAUUUAUUUUUUGUAAGAGUGAAACACUCAGCAUGCAACAAACUAAUUGAAGCGCUCAAAACUGAAGAAGGACUUGCGUCUCAAAAAAUAAAAGGUGUGUCAUCUAUUAUUGGAGGGAGUGCUGCUUUUUCAUCUGGGCUGAAUUUUUUGGAGCUGAACAACCCUGCUGGGAACAGUGAACGAUAUGCCAGGUGGGCUGGCUCUGUGAAAGACAAUCCCAGUGUCAUCAAGCAGAAGUUGACACCUCUGCAUGAACUGGUGAAAGAGGUGACGUGUGCUUCAGUGAAGAGGUAUAACCUGAAACAAGCGAUUGAGCAGUAUCUGAAUGAGAAUCACCCGUGUAACUGCAAGCCUUGUCAGAACAAUGGCCUUCCUGUGAUUAAAAACACCCAGUGCGACUGUGACUGCAAACCAGGCACCACUGGACUUGCCUGUGAACAUGGAACUCCUCAGGAAGAGCAGCCAGGCGUGAUUGAUGGCAGCUGGAGUUGUUGGUCUUCCUGGAGCAUCUGUAGAGAAGGUCGAAGGUCCAGAGAUCGAAAGUGCGACAACCCCAGCCCCAGUGGGGGUGGAAAGUCCUGCAUUGGGGAGCACACGGACUCCAAGCUCUGUGAGGAUGAAGAAGUGAAAUAUCUACGUCAAAUUGAACCACAUUGUUUUGACACAACUCUUGUACCCAUCAAGUCAUGCCAGUCUCCCCCUCCACUCAUUAAUGGAUUGGUUCAGGAUCCCAAAGACCUUUACCCAGUUGGCAGUAAAGUUGUGUAUUCCUGCAUAGAAGGAUAUUACGUUGUGGGGGAUCCUGUAGCAAAGUGUGGUGAAGAUCUUCAUUGGCAGAGAUACUCUAUUCAUUGCCAGGGCGCGGUCUGUGGGCCUCCGACUCUGCAAUCUGAUGUCACUGGCACUCCCUGGAAAACAAGCUAUGAGAUAGGAGAGAAGAUUUCCCUGUCCUGCCCACCUGCAAAACAAUUAGAAGGGGCUUCAGAAAUUAUGUGUGACUCCAGUCUAAAUUGGUCACCUAAGUUAACAGGCACACAAUGCAAAACAGUGUUACGUGAUAACCGGGAAGCACUAGGAGGCCAGUGCCAACCAUGGCAAAAAAAACACAAUUCAGAGUGUGUCUGCAAAAUGCCCUACGAAUGCAAGUCUUCUCUGCAUAUCUGUGUCACAAAUGCUAAGACCGGGCAAACAGACGCCCUCACAGUUUGUAAGGUCUAUGCCCUGGAGUGCCUGGGGCGGGCAUACACCCCUGCUGACGAGAGUACCUGCAAGCUUCCAGGCUUCCAACCCAAGCCCUGCCCUGCCUGUCAGCUGUGGGAGAAGUGUGAUGAGCAAACCAACAUAUGCGUAUGCAGAGGAAUUGAAGAAUGCUCAGAGAAUGGCAGCAGUAUCUGUGUCCUUGCUGGAGAGAACCAUUUCAAACAGACAAUGUCUGAAUGUGAAGCGGGCUCGAGGAGAUGCAGAGGAGAAAACAUAUCUGUUGUCAACAUCAGACCAUGUGAAGCACAAGAGUAAAGGACGUCACUAUUUACUAUUGCCUCUGGUUAGAAUGGAUUUCCACGUAUUUCACUUAAGAGCCUUUUUCUUAUUGCAUUCCCUGUGAUAAUAGACCCGCUUUUUUGGUUGUCAUAUACAAAUGCAUCUAGUGCUACAGAGAGCUAUGUUAGAACUCAAUUUGUACAGACUAAUCUAGGACAUUGUAUUAAACCCUUUUGUAUUUGCAUAAAAUAGCCUUUUAAGGUCUUGCUUGUAUAGAACUUGAACUUCUUAUUUACAUAUCUCCUCCCAAGUAGCAGGUGGAGUCUGAAGGUAGUUUUUCAUAUGAUAGCAUGGCAAGAGUAGAAUUGCCUUCAUGUCAGAACUACUAAUUGCUGAGCACUGACUGUGAUUUCUGUCAUAAUAGCAGGGUACUUAUAUCUUACUCUGUGCCUGCGAAUUUCUUUGACUCUGUACUAACUGAAAAGCACCCAAAAUAAAAAAAAAAUGUA